Phaeoacremonium minimum UCRPA7 is the source of this 1206-nucleotide messenger RNA. Its product is annotated as putative o-methyltransferase protein. The coding region runs from base 1 to 1206 and encodes 401 amino acids. Gene Ontology annotation, molecular function: O-methyltransferase activity. The transcript is spliced from 2 exons. NCBI's taxonomy places the organism in Eukaryota, Fungi, Ascomycota, Sordariomycetes, Togniniales, Togniniaceae. The record is from RefSeq and is a predicted model, not a curated record.
AUGGUUCAUCCCAAAGUUAGCAAGGCUCUCGAGGAGGCCAAAAAGCUUGUGGCCAGCCUCGAGGCCUACGAGGACAAUCCCAUUAGCCAUCUGGCAGUCAUGAAGCAGAAUGAGAAAGUGCGCACCGCUCUACAAGAGCCAAUUGACUUGAUCACACGCCUUUUCGAAGACCUAAGCCUGGGAGGCGCUUUCCACACCAUCCUGGGGAUCCGCGCCUAUCAUGCGAUGCCCGAGGACGGCAGCCCCAUCACCGCCGAUGAGCUCGCCCGGAUCACCAACGUCGCCAGCACUGUUAUUCAUCGCACGUACCGAGUCGCCGUCAAUCACGGCGUCUUCGUUGAGACCGCCCCGGACACUUAUGCUCACAAUGAUCUCUCGCGCGCCCUCAACCCCAAUGGCCUUGGCUCAUUUUUCAUGAUCACAUUAGAGUUCACCCGCGCCUGGAUCCACCUGCCCGAAUAUCUUAAGUCGCACCAGCCGGACGAUGUUUUCGAUUUAGUCAAGUCCCCCGCCGUGUACUCAGUUGGUAAAGAGCAUCUGGGCAAGUCCUACUACGAGCUACUUGAAAUUGACCCGGAUCCGGAGCGUCGCGAAGUAUGGAAUACCAACAUGUUCAUGGUCGACCAAUUGAUGCCCGUCGUUGGCAUGUUUCCAUUUGCAUCCCUUAAGGAGGCGGUUGAGAAGGAGCCCGAGCGCCCGUUCCUCGUUGACAUCGGCGCGGGCCGCGGUCAGUCUUGCUUCGCCAUACGGAAUGACAUCAAUGGCGCGUUUGACGGCAAGUACAUCCUGCAGGACCUCCCUGGUGUCAUCGACAAUCUGAAGCCCAGCGAUUAUCCCGGCUUCGAUCUCAUGACUUAUGAUGCUUUCACGCCCCAGCCCGUUAAGAAUGCCCAUAUCUAUUUCAUGCGCCGCUUUCUGCACGACUUUUAUGCCCCGGUCUGCACCGAAUUCGUUAAGAACACUGCAUCGGCUAUGGGUCCCGAUUCACGCCUUCUCAUCUGCGACAUGUUGGUCCCAGACUUGGUCGAACCCUACGAGAACAUGGAUCUGUACUGGCUCGACUUCGCCCUGCUCUGUAUGACCGGCCAGGAGAAGAAGAAGGCCACUUUCGAAGAGAUAUUUGAAGCUGCCGGCUUAGAGCUCGUUAAGAUCUACCCUUCAGCUUAUGGACGAACGGUGAUGCUCGAAGCUAAGCUGAAAAAGUAG